Molecule: messenger RNA, 1482 nt
Organism: Necator americanus (New World hookworm)
Lineage: Eukaryota; Metazoa; Nematoda; Chromadorea; Rhabditida; Ancylostomatidae
Exons: 14
Coding region: 1-1482 (493 amino acids)
Biological process (GO): transmembrane transport
Cellular component (GO): membrane
Molecular function (GO): transmembrane transporter activity
Source: RefSeq, a predicted model, not a curated record
AUGUUCGUAUCAAGAAGCGCAAGAAGAGAAUUCUCGAUGACGUUCAAACACGAGAGCGCCGAAAAACUGUCUCAAUCUGAAAAGGACUGGGAAGAAGUACAAAAUCCACAGUGUACUGACAAGCUAGUCACUCCUGGAGAAAUCUUGAACGAACUUGGUCCACGCAACCCAUUCCUCCUAUCUUCUGUCCUCAUCACAGGGCUUACAUGGGCAGUGGUUGCAAUGAAUGGUAUGAGCACUGCGUUCAUUGUCCAGAGCUGCGUAAACUGUUCAGAAAUGGUUUCGCUCGUCGAUGAGUUUGAUCUACGUGAGAAUAGGGCGUACAUCUCAGAUGCAACAACUAGCGCCUUCAUGGUGGGAAACGCUAUUGGAGCGACGUUUAUCUCGAAGGCAGCUGAUAGGUACGGACGAAAAUAUGUUCUUCUGUUUUGUUUUUUAAUGAUGGCAUUUACUGGUGCAAUAGCUGCUUUCUCUCCUUCCGUUGUAAUUUACGGUGUACUUAGGCUACUGCAAGGGAUUUUUUACACAGGAGCAGCAUUGGUUGGAUGGGUCCUUGGUUACGAGUGCACUCCUGUGAAACUUCGCUUUUUCACAACAGUGUAUUUCGGAAUAGCAUGGGUGGUUGGCUACUGUCUUGUUACCCCCAUCGCUAUGAUUUCGCCAAGCUGGCGAUGGCUGAUUUUUUUCGUCUCCGUGCCUCACCUUCUCACUGCCACUUUAUGCUACUUGUUCGUGCCCGAAAGUCUUCAUUUCUUAGCUCUUGAGCGCAAGGAAUACUCAGUAGGAAAGUGGCUUGAAAAGGCAACGAGCAAACAGGGGGACUUAGCGCAGAUCGACCCAAAGAAUGUCGUGAGCACUUUGGAAGUGCAGCCACAAGCUGAGAACCUGUUCGUCGAAUUAUGGGCAAAUAAAGUAUUUCUGCUUUACACACUCGUUUUGAUAUACUUGUGGAACUGUGAUACUUUCAUCUACUUCGGUCUCUCACUCUACAGCACUCAUUUUGCUGGAAACAUCUAUUUGAACUACUUUUUAGUGGGAUUAGUUGAACUUCCAGCAUAUAUACUUUCACCAAUGGCCAUGAAUAGGUACGGAAGAAGGAUCGUAGUGGCCUCAUCACAUUUAGCAGCCGCUGGGACCUUUUUCGCACUUGUUUUUACUCUAGAGAAUGCUUGGCUACAGACGGCCCUGUGGGCGUUUGGAAAGUUCGCGAUCUCCUGCUCAUUCAUGAGCCUUUACGUGUAUGCGAGCGAAAUUUUUCCGACCAAUAUUAGGAAUCUUUCAAUAGGAUUUUGUGAAACGAUGUCACGAAUCGGCGGCAUUCUUGCCCCGUACGUCAUUGCUCUGAGCCGGAUUUCUCCCAUCGUGCCCAUGGUGCUGCUAUCAUUCAUAUCAUUAGUAGGAGGACUGCUAUCGUUCAUUCUUCCUGAGACGCUGAACCGACAACUUCCGUCCACCAUUCGAGAGUCCUCUCAACGACGAUAA